AUGGAUCCCUCUAAAAAUAAGCUAGUUUAAAUUGAUCCAGAAGCAGAACUAAGAUUCUUCAGUCAGCCAGAUAAUCAGUCUUACAAGACAUACUUAACAAUUACUAACGUGUCUUAGGGAAGUGUAGCAUUCAAAGUUAAGACCACUGCACCUAGAUUCUAUGUAGUUAAGCCCAACCAAGGAAUCUUAGAUAAGGGUUCUAAGAUUUCUAUUGAUAUCACCUUGAUUACUUCAGCUGAGAAUCAAAUUGACUCAAAUAAAUUUUUAGUUCAGGUAGCACAAUGUGAGCUUUCCUCUUCCGAAACUUAUCAAUUGAACACUCUAUGGGAUAAAAAGGGAAAAGAUCAGAUAUCAGCAUAUAAAUUGAAGGUUUCUAUCGCUCAAAAUAAUUAAAACUUUGCAAGCGCAUAAUCUUUUGGAGGACAGAUCUCACCGAACGCUAAUAAACCUCAGAGUGAAAUAGAAAAUUUGUCUUCAUUUAGAGAAUAAAUGUAAAUACUCAUAUCUCAUCAAGAAUUAGUAGUCAGCCUUAAUAAGAGGAAGUUAAAAGAUAAAGUUUCUCACAAUCAAAUGUAGCACCUCUCUAAGACUCAAUGGCAAAAUCUUUUCAAACAUCAAAGGCCCAAAAGCAUGAAUAUGAAAGAGCUCCAGAGUAAUUUCAUUCCAAUGUUUAAUAAAUUCAAUAGUGAUGAUAUCAAUUAGUCUUUGUCACAGAGUCAGAGUUAAAAUAUGAAUCAAGAAAACAUCAAGAAGAAGACAGAAGAAGUCAAUAGAUAACUAGAAUAGAUUUAAUCUGAUAAAAAAAGAGUGCUAGGAGAACUUGAUGGCUUGAAGAGACAACUUCUAGACAAUGAUAAGCAACAAUAUGACUGGAAGGAGGUAGACUACAAGAAUGAAUCUAGAUUCCAGAUAAUUCAUCUACUUAUCACUGCCAUUAUCUGUUUGUUUAUUGGAGGAUACCUCGUGACUAGAGAAACGAAGGAUGGAACUCAGCAGCCAAUUGUGACUGGACCAGAUCUAUGA
Stylonychia lemnae is the source of this 1023-nucleotide messenger RNA. Lineage: Eukaryota; Ciliophora; Spirotrichea; Sporadotrichida; Oxytrichidae. The record is from the annotation of a GenBank genome assembly.